CUGCAAAGUAAGGCAUUUCUCACUGCGUAACAUCUGGCAAGCCUUUCAAUUCAUAAACGAUACUUAAGCGACCCUUGUCUAAGCAAACCCGUAGCGUUGAAUAGAGCUCUGUGAUUGGUUCUCGUAUGUUGCGUAUUUCACGUCGCUGCUUGACGUUCAUAUCAGUUGUCAUACAACAACGUCAAAACAUAAACAGUUACCGGUAACCAAGAACAAUUUUGAGUUGUCAUACAACAACGUCAAAAUAUAAAUAGUUACCGGUAUCCAAGAACAAUUUUGAGUUGUCAUACAACAACGUCAAAACAUAAACAGUUACCGGUAUCCAAGAACAAUUUUGUUAAUAUUUGUGUUGGUUUUAUAUUCACAAAUAUGGAUACAAUAACAAAAUCGGGAUCCCUAAACACAACUGUCUGUCUGUCCGAAAAAUACUUAUAUUUCUCUAACAAGAAAUAAACCUUGUGACAUCUAUUGCCAUUGACAAUGGCUAUGCGUUGCUUAAAACAGCUGGCAGGCUACUUUAGCUGUGCGUUCAUUUUGAAGGACGCAUUGUACCAGCUGUCACUCAAGUAUUGUUUAUGAAUUAGAUUUAGGGGCCCUGUGCGCUCGCGCGCACUAAGAGACCGCAUAGUAUCGUUUGUGAAUACGGGUGUUACACCCGUAUUCACAUUAGUUUCUUUAGUUUCUUCUAUAGUUUCUUUGCACAUUUUUUAACAUAGGCUAAUCAAUUUUACGUAUGUCAUUGUCAAAGUCAAAAUUUGACUGAAGACAGACAGACAUCAGUUAGACAAGACAAAUACGAUCUAAACAGCGAUGUUUUAAAAAGUAUUCAAACUUCAAAUUAUACUGAAAUAAGACGGCAAUUAGUAUGAAGCGUGUUUCCAUCUGAGAUAGUCAAUCGAGUUAACCAGCGAAGUCACUGGCUAUCUGUGCGAAUGGGGCUCCGUUUGUUUUGGUGUCAUUUGUUUAUAAAAAAAAAAUUAUAAAACAAGAAAAAUAGUAACAUACAAAAUGGAGAGUAUGGAGUUUGUGAAAGAGAACAAGCCAGCACAGCCACCGCUGUCCGUGUGGUGGCUGGCGGCCGGGCUGGCGGCCAGCGCCGCGCUGCUGGCGGGCGUGGCGCUGCUGGACGCCGCGCUGCCCGAGCCGCUCGGGCCCGGCGCGCCGCCCGAGCGCUUCCACGGGCUCACCGCGCACCGCCACCUCACCAACCUCACCGCGAUCGGCCCGAGGGUGGCAGGCAGCUACGAGAACGAAGUGCUGGCGGUGGGCGUGCUGGUGGCGGCCGUGAAGGACAUCGCGGCGCACGCCUCGCCGCACAACCGGCUCGAGCUGGACGUGCACACCGCCAGCGGAGCUUUUGAGCUUUCCUUCAUGGACGGUAUGAACAACGUGUACCGCGACGUGCAGAACGUGGUGGUGCGCGUGCGCGGCGUGGGCGGCCGCGCCACGGGCCGCUCCGCGCUGCUCCUCAACUGCCAUUUUGACACUGUGCCUGACAGCCCCGGCGCCAGCGACGACGGCGCGGGCUGCGCGGUGCUGCUGGAGGUGCUGCGCGCGCUGGCGGCGGCGCGGCGCCCGCUGCGGCACGACGCCGUGUUCCUGUUCAACGGCGCCGAGGAGAACAUCCUGCAGGCCUCGCACGCCUUCAUCACGCAGCACAAGUGGGCGCGGGACGUGCGCGCCUUCAUCAACAUCGAGGCGUGCGGCGCGGGCGGCCGCGAGGUCCUGUUCCAGGCCGGCCCGCACGACCCCUGGAUCGUCGAGAUGUACGCGAGUGUGGUGCCGCACCCGUACGCGUCGUCGCUGGCGCAGGAACUGUUCGAGAGCGGACUCAUCCCCGCCGACACUGACUUCCGCAUCUUCCGGGACUUCGGCAACCUGUCGGGCGUGGACCUGGCGUGGAGCUCCAACGGGUACGUGUACCACACGCGGCUGGACACGGCCCGCGCCGUGCCGGCCGCGGCGCUGCAGCGCACCGGCGACAACGUGCUGGCGCUGGCCGCGGCGCUGCUGGCCAGCGCGCGCCUGGAGCAGGCGCCGGACGGCGCGCGCCAGCCCGUGUUCUUCGACGUGCUGGGGCUGCGCGUGCUGGCGCUGCGCGCGCCCGCCGCCGCCGCCUGCGCCGCCGCCACCACCGCGCUCGUCUUGCUCAAGGUGCACGUGAACGCGGGCGCGGCGCGCGCGCGCCUGUACAUGUCGCGCGCGGCCUGGUGGCGGGCCGUGGCGCGCGCCGCGCUGUGCCUGGCCGCGGCGCACGGCGCCGGCCUGCUGGCCGCGCUGCUGGCCGCGCUGCUGCUGGCCGCGGCCGGCGCGCGCAUGGCCUACUACUCGCGGCCCUGGCUGCUGGCGCCGCUGUUCGCGCUGCCGGCGCUGGCCGCCACGCUGGGCGCGGCGCGCCGCGGCUGGGGCCGGCCGGCGCUGCUGCGCGGCUGGUGGGGCGCGCGCGCCUGGCACGACGCGGGCGCGCUGGGCGCGGCGCUGCUGCUGCAGCUGUGCGCGCUGGCGGGGCUGCGCUCGGGCUUCCUGCCGCUGCUGUGGGCGCUGCCGGCGGCCAGCGCCGACCUGCUGGCGGCGGCGCUGGGCGCGCGGGGCGGGGCGCGCGCGGCGCUGUGGGCGCUGGGCGCGGCGCUGCCGGCGGCGCAGACCAUGUACCUGGCGCUGGGGUCGCUGCAGAUGUUCGUGCCGCUGAUGGGGCGCGCGGGCUCCAGCGCGGUGCCGGCGGACGCCGUCAUGGCGCUGCUGGCGGCGGCGCUGGCGCAGGCGUGCUGCGGCUGGCUGCUGGCGCCGGCGGCGGCGGCGCGGGGAGUGGGGCGCGCGGCGCGGGCGGCGGCGCUGGCGAGCGCGGCGGCGCUGCUGGCCGUGGCGCUGUCCCCGCUGGGCGCGCCGUACAGCGCGGCGCGGCCGCAGCGCCUCAUGGUGUUCCACACGCGGCGCACGCUGCACGCGCCGCUGGUGCCGCAGGACGUGGUGGACCACUUGUACUGGGUGCCCGACCUCGACGCCAACACCGCGGACACGCUGCGCCGCCACGUGCCGGCGCUGGCGGGCGCGGCGCCGGUGUCGGCGGCGGAGUGCGCGCGCCUGCUGUACUGCGGCGUGCCCUACUACCUGCCCGUGCGCUCGCUCGUGCCGCGCUCGCACGCCGCGCCCGCGCCCGGCCCGCCGCUGCCGCGCCUGCGGGCCGCGCUGCGCCUGCGCCGCCUCAACGCCACCGCGCUGGAGCUGCGCCUGCGCCUGCGGGGGCCCGCGCACGUCGUGCUGCAGCUGCGGCCCGCGGCCGGCGCGCUCGCCUGGAGCAGCGUGCUGGGCGCGCCGCGCGCCGCCACGGACGGCACGUACUUCCUGGCGCUGCACGCCGCGCGCGGCGCCGAGCGGGGCGCGGCGCGCUGGGACCUGCGCCUGCAGCUGCAGCGGGCGGCGGGCGCGCGCAGCUGGCAGCUGGCGCUGGCGGGGCACGCGCAGGCCGGCCCGCUGGCGCGCGCGCCGCCGCACGCCGCGCUGCUGGCCGCCGCGCCCGCCUGGCUGGCCGCCACCGGCUGGGGCGUCGACCUGCACCUCUACGAACUAGUCGAGCCCACAGAGCCCGAUGAUCUCGCAGGACCUGACGACCUCACAGAGCCCGACGACCUCACAGAGCCCGACGACCUCACAGGGCCCGACGACCUCACAGGGCCCGACGAGCUCGCCGAAGUUGCAGAACCCGCCGAACCAUCGAUCGAGCAGAUGCGGCCUGAGCCCAGCCCGGCCCGGCCCUAGUUCGCGCCUGUACGGUGGAGCCCUCGACGGCGGCGGUAUUGUAUCGCACCGAUACUUGUUUAUACAUUGUUCAUUGUUUUAUUUAGUAAUUACAAAUAAGUUAGUUUGUACGCGGGACGCGGCGGUCCGUGGCCCGGCCACGGGUUGCCUAGGUAAUUAUUUGUUACAUAUCUGUAAACAUUUAACAUUCAUAUUAAGUAUGUUCGCAAUAAGAUAAAAAUACAAAGAAAACAUCCCUUGUACUGUCAAGUGGUAGAGUAAGAGCAAGCAAUAUAUCCGUGUGUAGCGCCGCGCACAGGCACUGUGUGUCCUGUACUGUGUACAUGUGCACAGACCUACACACCGGAGCGGAUGUACACAUUGAGCAUAUACAUUACUACUAGCGCAAUACUCACGAAGUAAGGUUACGAGGUCUCAUUGACCUGGCGGCGACCAGCUGCCAGACGAAUGGCCUAUAGUAUAAUUUAUAGUCAAAUGUUCGUACCUUAAUGUUUAUUAUUGUUUAUGGCGGAGCAAAAGUAAUGUUGUAAUUUGAACCCUGCAUCCAUUUUGGAAUAUAAUAAAAUAAUAAUAAUAUUUUUCUAAAGACAGGCACUUACGCAACUUACCUUGUCUUGCUAUUUCUACUCAAUCUUGUAUAAACGUUGCCCCACGCUAGGAUUUUCUCUUAUAUUGAGAUUGCAUUUAAAAACAAAUAAUUUCACAUACAUAUCACAACCAGACCCGAAAGAACAAUUUGUGUAUCACACAAAAAACCGUUCCGUGUGGGAAUCGAACCUGCUAGUUGGGCAGCCAUUGCGCCACACGUGCAGUGCAAUAAAUAAAAAGAAGUACAGUAGAACUCCAAUUAUCCGAACUCCGACUAUCCGAAUCGCCGAUUAUCCGAAUCACAAAAAUUGUCCAGAAAAAGUCUAAGUGCGCUAUUAUUCUCCCCCUCGCGAAGCCAGUGUUUGCGCGUCAAGUCUUGACUUGACUUGUCUUAACUUGCCGUUGUGCAUACACUGACUUCCCCUCGCAAUUUAAUUCAAUAAAAAAAUAGUGCAAUAUCAAAACAUAGCUUUUAUUCUCUUCAAUGGCAAUUUUUUUUUUAAAAAUCCGAUUAUCCGAAUAUUUGAUUAUCCGAAUGGGUCCCGGUCCCCAUUAAUUCGGAUAAUUGGAGUUCUACUGUAUUCACCUGUAGAGUCGAUGCAUAUUUGCGCUCGUAAUACGGCAUCAUGAAAUGAGUGUUGCGUGCAUUUCAGCAGUUAUUGUUUUCUUCAAUGCUAACUUUUAAAUCUUGUAAAUACCCUAUUUACAUACAGGUGACAAAUUUUUAUUUUAAUAUCCGUCUUGUAGAUUAUUUUAAAAUAUUAGACACGUAUUUUUCAUUUUUUACGGAAUUAAAUACGUUCGAAGAUAUAUCGAUUUGAAAUAUCAUUUUUGAGUACGUUUUAUAUUCAACAGUGACGUAGUUAGCUCCCACGCCUAAACUUUGAUUCGUUUUAUCUAAGCAUUGUUAUCUUAUAUAACAAAAUAAAAAAAUACGUGUCUAAUAUUUUUUCAUUACCUAACUGACGGACUAAAUAGAUUUUUAAUUAUCAUACCCCGUCAUCAUCCCUAUUGCGCGCUUUGUUGCGGUAAAUGCGAGGUUUUAAAAUACCUCAUUGAAGGAAAGGAAAGAAGUGCACUGUUUCUGUAGAUUACGACGACGAGGGUAAUAAAUUCACGCCGCGCUCAAACAACAGACUGAUUUGUGGAAUAAGCUGUAUAAUAAUAAUCACACGUUCUUGAGAUGGGCGUCGCUAUAUAUCCAAAUCAUGAAUGUCGAUAUUUUGGUUGGUCUACACUCUACAGCAUAAAAAUUGCCUUCCCAUUGUCGCAUUACUUUUGCCCCACCCAUUAUAGAUUAUAUGUCACCGUAAGAUUGUAAAACCGUUACAUUAUACUCAAUCUCGCGAGACUAAACCAAACGCGAGACAAAUUGUGGACCGGACUGUUUCGGUGGAGUCUAUCGAAUUUUGAACUAUGGAUAUCCAUUAGUAAAAUUGUAAACACUUCGUUACACCAAUCACAGAAGGGCUUUUAAUUUCAAAUAACGCGCUGCUGCUGUCGGAUCGGUCGAUGUUAGUAUCUCGGACCAUAGACUUGGUACAAAGUACACCUUAGUUUUAUAGUACCCCCUAACUGCCUCAGCCGGUAUUGGAAUACUUGGCGUCAACAAUCCGAGCGACGAAUUUCGGCCUCGCACAGCAAAACUGUGGAAUGAGCUGUCGACAGCGGUAUUUCCGAACCGAAAAGACUUUCAAAUGUUCAACAAAAGAGUGCCAUAUCUAAUGUUGUCAGUAUCAUCAAAGAGUUAACACCCAUAGCACCCAGCUGGCGUAUCCAAAGACAGUUAAUCGCUAAAUACAAAUAACACCUUGUUUGGUACUAAUGGUUAAUUCCCACUAAUUCGAGACCGAGAUCACUUUAACUCUAUGGUUUACAGUAUGACGGUUUUCUAAGGACAGAUUACAAACUAUCGAAACAUACCUAAUUUUACGAAUUAUAAAUGGACUUCACACUUUUUCGACAGUGUAAAAUAUCGUGAUAUUAAAAUGUAACGAUGUUUGCAAUUUUACUGUGAAAUAUAAUAAAAUAUAUAAUGUAAUGUUGACAGUGGGUGUCGACAAAGAUGUUGAUCAAUAGCUACAAGUGAUAGAUAUAAGGACAGACCGUGCCUUGGUUGACAAUUAAGUAUAGGUACAUGUAAGUAGGGAUGAUGCCAUGAUGGACAUUCAUUACAACCUGUGUAUGUAAACUGAA
Spodoptera frugiperda (fall armyworm) is the source of this 6540-nucleotide messenger RNA. RefSeq names its product endoplasmic reticulum metallopeptidase 1. The record is from RefSeq and is a predicted model, not a curated record. Lineage: Eukaryota; Metazoa; Arthropoda; Insecta; Lepidoptera; Noctuidae. Gene Ontology annotation, biological process: proteolysis. Gene Ontology annotation, molecular function: metalloexopeptidase activity.